Messenger RNA from Mesoplodon densirostris (Blainville's beaked whale), 6303 nucleotides. RefSeq names its product mitogen-activated protein kinase kinase kinase 15-like. The record is from RefSeq and is a predicted model, not a curated record. Lineage: Eukaryota; Metazoa; Chordata; Mammalia; Artiodactyla; Ziphiidae. Gene Ontology annotation, molecular function: MAP kinase kinase kinase activity; ATP binding. Gene Ontology annotation, biological process: protein phosphorylation; cellular response to stress; MAPK cascade.
AUGGCUUUGUUCACUGAUGUUGCCGUGGUGGACAUGAGCAAUGUCUCCAGACAGCCUUCCCUCUUCUACCAUCUUGGAGUCCGUGAAAGCUUUGACAUGGCCAAUAAUGUGAUCCUGUACCACAACACCUAUGCUGACACUGCUCUUUCAUUGAAGGAUAUAGUAACUCAAAAAAACACAGUAAGUAUUUGGAAUUAUUAUUUCAUCCCAUACAUCAUGACACCAUGCGCUGAUUAUUUUUGCUGCGAGAGUGACGCCCAGAGACGUGCCUCGGAGUACAUGCAGCCCAACUGGGACACCAUCCUGGGUCCGCUGUGUGUGCCCCUGGUGGACAGAUUUACUAGCCUCCUCAAGGACAUCCAUGUGACCUCAUGUGCUUAUUACAAAGAAACCUUGUUAAAUGACAUCCGGAGAGCCAGAGGGAAAUACCAGGGUGAUGCACUGACGAAGGAGCUGGCUCGCAUCAAGCUCCGCACGGACAAUACCAACGUUCUGACCUCAGACAUCGUCAUUAAUUUACUGCUGUCCUAUCGUGAUAUCCAGGACUAUGAUGCAAUGGUGAAGCUGGUAGAAACACUGGAAAUGCUGCCGACGUGUGAUUUGGCUGACCAGCAUAACAUUAAAUUCCACUAUGUGUUUGCACUGAAUAGAAGAUACAGCACAGGCAAUCGUGAGAAGGCUCUGCAGGUCAUGCUCCAGGUUCUGCAGAGCUGUGACCACCCAGCCCCCGACAUGUUCUGCCUCUGCGGGAGGAUAUGCAAGGACAUCUUCUUGGAUUUGGACUGCAAAGAUGAUGCCAGCUGAGACAAUGCCAUUGAGUGGUAUUGCGAAGGGUUUGAGCUCCAGCCAUCUCUUUAUUCAGGAAUCAACCUUGCAGUUUUGCUGAUAGUUGCUGGACAGCAAUUUGAAACUUCCGUGGAGCUAAGGAAAAUAGGUGUCCGGCUGAACAGUGUGUUGGGAAGAAAAGGGAGCUUGGAGAAAGUGAACAAUUACUGGGAUGUGGGUCAGUUCUUCAACGUCAGCAUGUUGGCCAGUGAUGUUGGGAAAGCUGUCCAGGCAGCAGAGAGGUUAUUCAAACUGAAACCUCCAGUCUGGUACCUGCGAUCAUUAGUUCAGAACUUGUUAUUAAUUCAGCGCUUCAAGAAACCCAUUAUUGAACAUUCACCCAGGCAAGAACGGCUGAACUUCUGGUUAGAUAUAAUUUUUGAGGCAACAAAUGAAGUUACUAAUGGACUCAGAUUUCUAGUUCUGGUGAUAGAACCAACCGAAGUCUACCAGCCUUCGUAUGUCUCUAUAAACAGUGAAGCUGAGGAGAGGACAGUUUCUCUGUGGCACGUCUCACCCAUGGAAAUGAAACAAAUUCAUGAAUGGAAUUUUACAGCCUCUUCCAUUAGAGGAAUAAGCAUAUCCAAGUUUGAUGAACGGUGUUGUUUUCUUUAUGUCCAUGAUAAUUCUGAUGACUUUCAAGUCUACUUUUCCACUGAAGACCAGUGCAGUAGGUUUUGCUCUUUGGUCAAAGAGAUGAUAACCAAUGGAGUGGGCAGUACAGUGGAGCUGGAGGGAGAGACCGAUGAGGAUACCUUAGAGUAUGAGUAUGACCACGAUGCGAAUGGUGAGAGAGUGGUGCUGGGGAAGGGCACAUAUGGGAUCGGCAGAGAUCUGAGCAAUCAAGUGCGAAUAGCCAUCAAAGAAAUUCCAGAGAGAGACAGCAGUUACUCUCAGCCUCUGCAUGAGGAGAUCGCCCUGCACAAGAACCGCAAGCACUGCAAUAUUGUUCAGUACCUGGGCUCUGUUUUCAAGGACGGCUACAUUAAGAUAUUUAUGGAGCAGGUGCCUGGGGGAAGCCUUUCGGCUCUUUUGCGAUCAAAAUGGGGGCCGAUGAAGGAGCCCACCAUCAAGUUCUACACCAAGCAAAUCCUGGAAGGCCUCAAGUAUCUCCACGAAAGCCAGAUUGUGCACAGAGACAUAAAGGGUGAUAGCGUCCUGGUGAAUACCUAUAGCGGAGUGGUGAGAAUCUCUGAUUUCCACACCUCUGAACGUCUUGCAGGAGUGAAUCCAUGUACAGAGACUUUUGCUGGCACUCUGCAGUACAUGGCGCCCGAGAUUAUUGAUCGAGGACCUCGUGGGUACGGUGCCCCGGCUGAUAUCUGGGCCCUGGGCUGCACCAUCAUCGAGAAUGAGCUUGGUGAACCGCAGGCAGCAAUGUUCAAAGUAGGGAUGUUUAAGAUUCACCCUGAGAUUCCGGAAACCCUUUCAGCGGAAGCUAAAGCCUUCAUUUUAUCCUGUUUUGAGCCUCACCCCCACAAAUGUGUCACCGCUGCUGGGCUGCUCCAAGAGGGUUUCUUAAGGCAGGUGAACAAGGGCAAGAAGAACCAAAUUGCUUUCAAGUCGGCAGAGGGUCCCAGGGGCGCCACGCUGCCCCUGCCCCUGGCGGGGGAGCUGAUGGGUGGCAGCAGCAGCAGCAGCGAGCAUGGCUCGGUCUCCCCGGACUCCGAUGCCCAGCCCGAGGUGUUCUUCCAGAAGUCCCAGACGCCCACGCACCGGCUCAGACACCUGCUCAGUGUUCCUGAUGAGAGCUCGGCCUCAGAGGACCAGAGCGCAGCCUCGUCCCUGGAGGACAGGGACCCAGGCCUCUUCCUGCUGCGCAAGGACAGCGAGCGCCGUGCCAUCCUCUACAGAAUCCUCUGGGAGCAGCAGAACCAGGUGGCUUCCAACCUGCAGGAGUGCGUGGCUCAGAGUUCGGAAGAGUUGCAUCUCUCAGUCGGCCACAUCAAGCAAAUAACUGCGAUCCUGAGAGACUUCAUCCGCUGCCCGGAGCACAGGGUGAUGGCAUCCACGAUAUCAAAGCUAAAGGUGGACCUGGACUUUGACAGCUCGUCCAACAAUCAGAUUCAUCUGGUACUCUUUGGAUUUCAGGAUGCUGUAAAUAAAAUUUUGAGGAACCACUUAAUUAGGCCCCACUGGAUGUUUGCGAUGGACAUCAUCAUCCGUCGAGCGGUGCAGGCUGCAGUCACCAUCCUCAUCCCAGAGCUCCAAGCCCACUUUGAGGCUGCCUCAGAGACCGAAGGAGUGGAUAAGGACACGGGUGAGGCGGAAGAAGACUAUGUCCCGGCAGACCCACGCGGGAGCGAGGUGCAGGCGGCGUGUGGGUGGAGCGGGCCCGUUUCAGCAGUUGCCCAGGAGGCCCAGCCCCAGCAGCUCCACCAGCAGCAUUUGAGCCUCCAGCUGAGCAAGUUCAGGCAGGAGACCAACAGGAGAGGAAUGAUGGUUCAGUGUGAACAGGCUUCAGCACCGACAUGCACACGAACGGGGGCGUGUGUGCACGCUAGGGUACACCAGGUAAGCUGCUGGGCACUGGGAGGGACAGGACCAUGAUCUCGCCCCAUAAAAAGGUGGCAGAGUUGGACAGGCAUAUAAGGAAUUGUUUUCCUUUUAGUAACUAAGAAAGUAUUUGUUAAACUAGUAUACAACUAAACCAAAUAGAACUAUUUUAAAGAAGUAAUUUGAAGGAGGGUUAAGCAAACUCUUAUUACCUAUUUUCAACCUACAUAACUAAAUAACCUUUAUAAGAUCCAUACUAUCCUUAAGCUAUAACAUUAAAAGACAUUAUAUCUUUUAAUGCAACACUGUACAAACCACAUGCAAUUACACUAUCUAUCUAUCUAAAUCUACACUUUCUUUCUACGGGUUUUCUUCCUCCUUAACACAGUUGAGAACCCAAAGCAUUCCUUACAGUUGCUGCCGAAUAGCCCACUGAAGGUGUAACCAUCUCGCAUUAGCUGAUGGACUUAAACUUGAUCCACUGGUUUGCACCCCGGACUUCAAAAGGCGGAUCGCUGCAGUAGAUGUGAUAGCCGAGUUCUUCCAAAGGUGGUUCAGGAUCAGCUGUAGCAAACUGGGCAGCAUCCUCAAUUUCUUUCCUCACUUCAACAUCAAUUUCCUAAAAAUCAAUCAGAUUACAGUUCAAGAGAUGUUUUGAAUAGACAGCAGCUUAGGUACCAACUUGUUCUACUGGGAACCUGUUGCUAGUUGUUAACUCUUCUACUAGUACUGGAUGUAUACCUAUUAUUAUUGAAAAUGUUAUUUUAAAAAUGACACAACGAUCCACGAAGGAGGAUUGUGGAGGACAGAUACCAACAUUUAAGACAUAUACCCUGGCGAGGGAACAUUUAUGAAUUAAAAAUCUACAGUAUAUUUUUAGGAAAGAAGGACUAUGAUGGUGGAGUUUAAUGUCCCGUGAAAAAUAUUGCUUUGGCCAAGAAGUUCGUUCGGGCAUGGCCAACCCAAUACAAUGUGUACUUUCCCAUUUACUUACCUAGUUUAUUACCUAGGAGUGGCAGCUUCUUGUGUAGAGAAAAACUGCUCAAAAAGGAGAGCCAACCUUCAAAGGCAGACUUUUAAACCAUCAAGAGUCACUGUACCUUUAGUUCUUCAACACUGGCAAGAUUGCUGUUCACCAUCCUAUCCUUGAGAAGCAUGAUAGGGUCACUCUUACUUCUAACUUCCUGAAUUUCUUCUCGUGUACGGUAACUAGAGGGAGGGAAACAGAGUUACAAGUAGAUAAGAACAGUGCCGGUGCAGCAAAGACAGCCUGGGAAACACAGCAGUCUGUUUCUGAGAUGAAGGAGCACAUCAGUACUUAUGUCACCGUAGGAAGGGCAGAAUUACAUACUUUCAAAAUACAAGAACUCAUCCUACCAUUCUGUAAGGAAGAGCUGCUCUGUCUUUACAGAAAACUCUACAAUGGCAAUUCACCUGGCUUCUCUGGCAUUCUGACAACAGGGGCCAAGUUUCUAUUUGCUGCUUUGAUCUAGAGGUAGGGCAUGAAGGUAGUGGUGGAGGCAGGGGAGAUGGUUUUCUGUGGUGACAGCUAUAACCUUUGAGGCAGCAGAAGGCUAAGCAGGAAAAAAAUGUGCCUUGCCUUUCUCCUUUAAGACCACAGAGCAGUGUGGCUGGCAAAAACUUGGAGAGGUGGUUUUCCGAUUCUUGAUUGUACAAUUGACCCUUGUCCUACAGCAUUUGAAAUAACACUAAAAGCAAAGAAAGGCUCUACCAUGUUUUUAAGAACAGAAUUACACCAAGUGCUUUCUUCCAUGUAAGUUGCUCUUCAUAACAUUUUCCCUUAGACCUUCAUUCUGCACUCAAAGACUUAUUAUGGCUUACUUUGACUAAAUCUACUCUUAAUUAUGCCACACUCCGGGACUGCAGCAUUGCCUGCCAGCGUUACCAGGUGACAAAACUCCUUUUUUUUUUUGACUCAUUUAUUUCAACAUAUGGAAUAUCCCAUGUGCUACUACUUGGUCUUGCUCCAUACCAGCCAGAAGAGGAAUAUGCCAUGAGAGAAUCUGGGGUAAUGCCUACAAAAGGUAAAUGCUCCCAAGUAUACUACUCUACCAUCAGUCCUGUAUUAUGCAACAAUUCCUCUCUGCAGUUGUUUUCUUAUUGGUGCUCAUGCUAACUAGCAUGUACACACACUAGAUAACUAGGAAUUUUCAGAAUGCUUUCUAUAUUGGAACCAAUUUAUUGGAAGACAUGGCUUACAGGCUCAGACUAACUACUAAAUCAAUGCAUGAAGCCAACUGGUGUCUGGCUUCAAAAGCAAACAAACACUGAAAUGCUUUGCUUUUUCAUCCAGGUAGCACCAUUCAAAACCCAUCCACUAAGGACACCACACUCAGUUUUCCCAUGACCAUACCUGACUCCAGGAUCACUCAUGCUGUGUCCAUGGUAACGUACGCGGGCCUCUCACUGUUGUGGCCUCUCCCGCUGCGGAGCGCAGGCUCCGGAUGCACAGGCUCAGCGGCCAUGGCUCACGGGCCCAGAUGCUCCACAGCAUGUGGGAUCCUCCUGGACCGGGGCACAAACCCGUGUCCCCUGCAUCGGCAGGCGGACUCUCAACCAGUGCGCCACCAGGGAAGCCCUCAAUAAAAUUUUAAAAAUAAAAAGGAAAGGGGCAGAGCAUAAAUCCAACUGCCCAAAACCAUUUUCAUCUUACAUGACCUGUUAAUCCACUAAGAAAACAGAACUCUUUGAUCUCUCUGAGAUUUUCAAGGGCACUUGACAGAGUACCCAGGCAUCAGGCCCUGAGGGUGUAGCUCCAGCUCUACAACAGGUGUCCUUACCCUCAGCCCAGGAAUGAAGUCGCCUCUCUUGUAGUAAUCAGUGCUGGCUGCUGCUCUCUCCACAGAUGUUCCCAUCCCAUAGCGGUUAUUCUCACAGAUGAAAAUACAAGGCAAUUUCCACAAAGCCGCCAUAUUGUAAGCUUCGAAUAUCUGACCCUGGAAGUAUGUAUAAAAGUUCAAG